CUGCGCAAGUGCGCGCGGAAAGCCGGAAGGCCCGGGCCAGGGGGACUUGGGGGAGUCCUGCCGCUCUCUGGUCCCCGGGUUGGGCGCCCGAAGGCCGGGCCAGGGGGACUUGGGGGAGUCCUGUCGCUCUCUGGUCCCCGGGUUGGGCGCGGGCUGGAAGAUUUUAACGGUUUGGUGUCACAAUGCUGCGCGUGGUGAGCUGGAACAUUAAUGGGAUUCGGAGCCCUCUGCAAGCGGAGGAGCCCAACAGCUGUACCACCAUGGCCAUGGCGCGCGUUUUGGACAAGCUGGAUGCUGACAUCCUCUGUCUUCAGGAGACUAAAGUUACCAGGGAUGCACUGACAGAGCCCCUGGCUAUCAUUGAGGGCUAUAACUCCUAUUUCAGCUUCAGCCGCAACCGGAGUGGCUAUUCCGGUGUAGCCACCUUCUGUAAGGACGGCGCCACCCCAGUGGCUGCUGAAGAAGGCCUGAGUGGCCUCCUUGCCCCUCAGAAUGGGGACGUGGGUUGCUAUGGAAACAUGGAUGAGUUCAGCCAAGAGGAGCUUCGGGCUCUGGAUAAUGAGGGCCGGGCCCUCCUCACUCAGCACAAGAUCCGCACCUGGGAUGGUAAGGAGAAGAUCUUGACCAUAAUCAACGUGUACUGCCCCCACGCUGACCCUGGGAGGCCUGAGCGGCUGACCUUUAAGAUGCGCUUCUAUCGCUUGCUGCAGAUCCGAGCAGAAGCCCUCCUGGCAGCUGGCAGCCAUGUGAUCAUUCUGGGUGACUUGAACACAGCGCACCGCCCCAUUGACCAUUGGGAUGCAGUCAACCUGCAAAUGAGAAUUAAUAGUACCAGGUCACAUGGCACUGUCCAAAGUAGAGGAAUAUGUCCACUUCCCACAAGACCAGCUCUUCUAGUCUUCUCAUCUUUAAAAAUGGCACUAUCAUCCCCUUGGUUGCUCUUUCCAGAAGCCUGGGAAUUGUCAAAGUCCCUUCCGGCAUCUAGUUCUGCCUUUCCCUUUGUCCCCCUUCCCUUUCCCCAGGAAUGCUUUGAAGAGGACCCAGGACGCAAGUGGAUGGACGGCCUGCUCAGUAAGCUGGAUUGCCAGGGUGGGUCCAACGUAGGGGCUUUUAUUGAUACCUACCGCUGCUUCCAUCCAAAGCAGGAGAGGGCCUUUACCUGCUGGUCAACAAUCACUGGCGCCCGCCGUCUGAACUAUGGCUCCCGGAUUGACUAUGUGCUGGGAGACAGGACUCUGGUUAUAGACACCUUCCAGGACUCCUUCCUGCUGCCUGAGGUGAUGGGCUCUGACCAUUGCCCCGUGGGUGCAGUCUUGAACGUGUCUUCUGUGCCGGCAAAACAAUGCCCUCCUCUUUGCACCCGCUUCCUCCCUGAGUUUUCAGGCACCCAGCUCAAGAUCCUUCAUUUCCUAGUCCAUCCCAAACAAGAGCCUGUGUCCAAGCAGUCAGUGCUGCAGCUCAGCAAUCAAACCCAGGGACAGAUGCGCCAAAACAAAGCCCAUGUGCGCUCGAUCAGGCCUCGGCCAAGUCGGGCUGGCUCCGGCAAAGGCCAAAAAAAACUGAUUAACUACUUCCAGCCAUCCUCCAGCCGUCUCCAAGCUUCUACCAAUUUGGAGCUUCCUAACCUGCGUGCCCUUGUGACUCCAAAGAUCCCAGAAGACAAGGUGAUGGGCAAAGGGGUAGAGGGGCAGGCCAAGGAUGCAGAGGCCAAGGAUGAGAAGGAGCUACGGACCUCAUUCUGGAAGUCUGUGCUGGGGGGUCCCUUGCCCAUGCCGCUCUGUGGGGGCCAUGGGGAGCCAUGUGUGAUGCGAACUGUGAAGAAGGCAGGACCCAACCAGGGCCGCCACUUCUACAUGUGUUCCAGGCCCCGGGGGCCUUCCACUGACCCCUCUUCUCGCUGCAACUUCUUCCUCUGGAGCAGGCCCAACUGAGCCCACCCAGGCAAGGGAUAUCUGGUCUGGUCAGCCCUGUACAUGAACUGAGGCCAGCACCUUCCUAAGCUGUCACCUCCUCCCCCGAGGCCUCCUUUCCCACCCCCUCCUCCUCCUUCACCUUCCUCAGGAAUCCUUCUGUUUCUUCUUUCUCUUCCUCCUCUAAGGCCUCUCUCCUUUCUCUUCCUGCCUUGCUCCUCAUUGGUGAGCUACUUGUGCCUUAAUUCUGCACCCCAGUCCUCCACCCCAAUUUCCACCUUCCUGUAAGAAGUACACAGGAACCAGUUGCUCCAGGGACUUUUAAGACCCUUUCCUUCCUUGCUAGGAAGUGUAUCUGCCUCAAUAAAGUCUGUGUCUUUGUUUUAGUGCA
Molecule: messenger RNA, 2301 nt
Organism: Myotis lucifugus (little brown bat)
Lineage: Eukaryota; Metazoa; Chordata; Mammalia; Chiroptera; Vespertilionidae
Gene: APEX2
Product: apurinic/apyrimidinic endodeoxyribonuclease 2
Exons: 7
Coding region: 183-1931 (582 amino acids)
Biological process (GO): base-excision repair
Cellular component (GO): nucleus
Molecular function (GO): phosphoric diester hydrolase activity; DNA binding; DNA-(apurinic or apyrimidinic site) endonuclease activity
Source: RefSeq, a predicted model, not a curated record